Lactuca sativa (garden lettuce) is the source of this 3195-nucleotide messenger RNA. Lineage: Eukaryota; Viridiplantae; Streptophyta; Magnoliopsida; Asterales; Asteraceae. The record is from RefSeq and is a predicted model, not a curated record.
UCCCCACCUACUUACUUACCGUUCCUUCGCCCCUCCUUCUCUAAUCGAUCGACACUUCUCUCUAGAAAUCGAUUUAAUGACCGAUCUACAAUCGGACACCUUUAUCUUCAAACCCUCCACCUUCGUUAGAUACUCUGAUGUAAGUUUCGAUCUCGAUUUCUACUUUGAUUUCUACUAUCCGAUUACGCUUUCAUGUUUGAUGGCCUGAUAGAGAAGAGGGCAUAAACAAGUAAGUGCCAUUUAAUCGACGUUCAUAAUCAGGAGUUAAGAAGAGCAAAAGGGUAUGCGCCAUUUUAUCGAAGCACCUCGAGUAGGAAAUUGCUAAAUUAGUAAAUCCGAUCGAAAAUCUUGAAAAACGCAUGCCGUAUAGACUGAGGAGCCCUCUAAGGCUGUUUUCAAUCGAUUUUCGACUCAAUUGAUCACCUUCAGUCCUUCUUAGUAUUGUGAUUUUCGAUUUUUAUGACUUGAUGAUUGUUUCCUGUUGGGGCUCCACUAUUGUAGAAAGGAUUUGUGACCUGUUGGAGUUCGAUAAGGUCUUGAAGUCCAGUUUCUCAUUCUAUUUCUCAGAGAGAAAGAAAGGGUCUCAUGCUAGAAUGUUUGACAUUACAAAGACACCAAACAGAGCAAUUAUACUUAUUAGUGGUACUUGCAAAUUGGAAUGCACGGGGACAGGAGGGAUAUCAUCGAAGUUCAGGGAUAUGCCUGAAAAAAUGACUACUAUUUCGGAUUUUUCUACCGAUGAAGUUUUUAGAUCUCUUGAAGAUUUGAAGAAUUGGGUACAAAAUAUUGCACGUUCUCAAGGUUAUGUUACAGUCACUAAACGAUCGAAGGCAGCGACUUUUGGAUUCAAAUCUGAAAUAUUUCUUUGUUGUGAUCGUAGUGGUAUAUCCAGAAGUAAAAAUGCGAAAACAAAAAAAUUAAUUGUCCAUUCGAAUUGAUAGCAAAGUAUUUGAAGGCACAAGAUGGUUGGAAAUUACAGGUCGUAUGUGAUGAUCACAAUCACGAACCAUCAAUGUAUAUGGAUGGUUAUUCAUUUGCAAUGCGAUUGUCGGAUAAAGAGAUUCGUUUGGUCCAUGAUUUGACAGAGCUGAAUGUUAAAUCACUAGAUAUUUUGUCAACAAUAAAGCAACAAAAUGAAAAUAACAUGUCUUCAUUGAAAACUAUAUACAAUUGUCACCAUAAGUUUACAAUAUCUCAACGAAAAGGUAGUAGCCUGAUACAAAAUGUCAUGCACAUUUUGUCCUCGUGUCAUCGUCACCGAUAGAGAUUUGGUGUUGAUGAAGGCAUGCGAAGAUGUUUUUCCACAAAGUAAUCAUUUACUUCGUAGGUGGCAUAUAUUCAACGAUAUAACAAAGCAUUGUAGAAAACGUAUCAAAUCAGAUAAGACUUGGGGUUCUUCAUCCAAUGUGGAAGAAAUUAGUCGAAUCUCCGACACCGAGUGCAUAUAUGCAAGCGUAUGCAGACCUUCAAUCUUUAUUGUCCAGAGAUCCAGUUGUUUUUGGGUAUCUUUACAAUACUUGGUUGGAGAAGUAUCCCGACAAAUUUGUAUCAUUGUGGACCGACAAAAGUACCAAUUUUGGAAAUUCAACAACAAAUAGAGUUGAGAGUCAGCAUGCUAAGAUAAAAAAAAACACCUAGCAUCUCGAAAACGUGAUUUGGAUAAAUUCAUAUAUGUUAUUGAAACAGUUGUACAUUCACAAGACACAGCUAUCAAAGAGAGUUUCACAAGGAGCAUAAUCAUUCGUAAACCAAAAUUUAAGGAUGAGAUAUUCAAUUCACUACGACAUCAUGUUUCAGAGCAUGCUUUGGAUAAAAUCUUAGAAGAGCUUCAUCGGCUAAAAGGAUUUGUACCAACUCUUGAGAAUUGUGGUUGUCAACUACGAACAUGUUUUGGUUUACCAUGCGCUCACGAACUUGCGAUGUAUGUCGAUGCAGGUUCACUUAUUCCGUUGGAUUCAAUUGAUAUUGUUUGGAGAACACUUGAUUUUAAGCCUUGUGUAUUUGUGGAUUAUGGAAAUCUUAAUGUUGAUGAUCAUAUGCAAAGGUGGAAGGAAAAAUUCAACAAUCAACCAAAUCAUGUCAAAUACAGUUAUAUAAGAAAGAUGGAAGAGAUAAUCGAUCCUUCAAAAAUUAUGAUCAAUGAACCUUUGGUUAAAAAAAAUAAUCGUGAACGCCCAACAGUGAAGCGUGGUCACCAUCAAAGUCAAGCUCCUCCACGAUACAGUUGUUCAGACUUGAAUCAGGAACCACUUAGGCAUAGUUCAUCAUUCUUCGACUUGAACGAUGAACCGACUAGACAUAGUUCAACAUUCUUCGACUUGAAUGAUGAACCGAAUAGGCAUAAUUCAUCAUUCUUUUACUUGAACAAUGAACCAGCUAGGCAAAGUUCAUUCUUCAUGGGCAUGAACGAGGAACCAAUAGACCAAUGUUCGUACCAGUUUGACUUGAAUGAGGAACCAACAUGCCAAUGGUCGUACCGAUUUGACUUGAAAGAGAAAGCAACGAAGGAACAUAAUUCAUUGUUGAAAGAAAUUCCAUCAAUAUUUCAUCCAUACAUCAUGCGUAUACAAAAUGUAAGGGGUGAUGGAAAUUGUGGUUUUUCGAUCAGUAGCUGUUUUGUCUCGGGUAUGAUGAAAAUGAAUGGCUUUUCAUUCACCAACAAUUGUAUGACGAGUUAUUGACGUCAUAUGAAGAUUAUUAUGGAGUUUUCAUUGGAUGCAAUGGAGUACUUGACUCAUUGUCUUUCUUCAUGACAGAUAAGAGAGCUCCACUAGAACACUAUAUGCAUAUGCCUGAGACAGGUAUCCUGAUAGCCAACAGGUUUGGUGUGAUUGUCCAAUUUUUGACCACAGUGGGCUCUGUAACCUUUUCCCCUAUAUAGAGAGGUCCUAGUGAGUUUCAAAAUCAUCGUGUCCUUACAUUUGCACUUGUAUACAUCAAUCACUAUGUGAUGGUACAGUUAGAAGGAGAGUAUCUGAUGCCUCCUAUUUCAGCAUUAUGGAUCCGCUACAAAGACCCGUCCGCAGCCGAAUGACAAACAAUGUAUAAGUCGCGUCUAGAAUUUUAUAAGCGACUUAGACCUAUGGAAAGAUCUUUUAUGACUAUAGAUGAUUAGUUGAUAUUUAUUUUUGUCUCGGAUUUUUGAUAUGUAAUAUUUAAAAUUAAAAAAAAUGGUGAAGAUUUGUUCGGAUGUUA